This is a messenger RNA of Pseudopodoces humilis (Tibetan ground-tit), 2958 nucleotides long. RefSeq names its product neuroligin 4 X-linked (gene NLGN4X). Gene Ontology annotation, cellular component: membrane. Gene Ontology annotation, molecular function: neurexin family protein binding. Lineage: Eukaryota; Metazoa; Chordata; Aves; Passeriformes; Paridae. The record is from RefSeq and is a predicted model, not a curated record.
AGGAAAAAUUUCUUCUGUAACUAAAAUGACAUCAUGCUGCCUCCUAUGGGGGAAUACUGAAGCCUUCUCAAAGGUACAACACCGUGGCUGACUGAGUGGCUGGACUUCACUGAAAGGAGCCAUUUCACUGGGGCAGUGGAAUAACUGCAGUUAUCUCACUACUCGUUGGGAAGUGCUGUGCGUUGCUAGGAUUAAUUCAACACUAAAGUCUGGGAUGGGCCUUAGGGGCAAACAUUCCCUUGUUUCUUCUGACAUUGGGAUUUGUCUACAGCCGGUCAGCUGAGGCACCUACCACGCAUCAAUUUUUUUUUUUUUUUUUUAUUGGUUGCCCGGGAAAAGAUAUAUUUUCCCUUGCUUCAUCUCCUUUUGACUACUUUUUUACUAGUUUAAAUUUUCCUUGACUGAUUAAUUUCUCCUGGCUGUGGAAAAAGAGCCCUGCUGAUGUUGAUUUAAAUAAUGUCGAAACCAAUGGGACUCCUAUGGCUGCCUUUGAUCUUCACACCAGUGUGUGUCAUGUUGAAUUCUAACUUCCUCCUGUGGAUAACUGCACUGGCUAUAAGAUUUACUCUGAUUGAUGGCCAAGCACAAUACCCAGUUGUUACUACGAAUUAUGGCAAAAUACGUGGUUUAAGAACACCUUUGCCUAAUGAGAUCCUUGGUCCGGUGGAGCAGUACUUGGGUGUUCCUUAUGCUUCUCCUCCAACUGGAGAAAGGCGAUUUCAGCCCCCAGAGCCACCAUCGUCGUGGACGGGUGUCCGCAACGCCACACAGUUUGCUGCUGUCUGCCCGCAAUACCUGGAUGAGAGGUCACUGCUCAACGACAUGCUGCCAGUCUGGUUUACAGCCAAUCUGGAUACUGUGGUGACAUAUGUUCAAGAUCAAAAUGAAGACUGUCUGUAUUUGAAUAUCUAUGUGCCCACAGAGGAUGACAUUCAUGAUCAGAACAGCAAGAAACCUGUUAUGGUCUACAUCCAUGGUGGAUCUUACAUGGAGGGUACUGGAAAUAUGAUUGAUGGCAGCAUUCUCGCAAGUUAUGGAAAUGUCAUUGUUGUCACUAUCAAUUACAGGCUGGGGGUUUUAGGUUUUUUAAGUACUGGGGACCAAGCUGCAAAAGGCAAUUAUGGAUUGCUUGACCAAAUCCAAGCUUUACGUUGGAUUGAAGAAAAUAUUGGAUCUUUUGGAGGAGACCCGAAGAGAGUUACUAUUUUUGGAUCUGGGGCAGGAGCUUCCUGUGUCAGUCUCCUGACACUUUCCCACUAUUCAGAAGGUUUGUUCCAAAAGGCAAUCAUACAGAGUGGAACAGCCCUGUCCAGCUGGGCAGUGAACUAUCAGCCUGCCAAGUACACUCGGAUAUUGGCAGAUAAAGUGGGCUGCGACAUGCUGGAUACCACUGAUUUGGUUGAAUGCCUGCGGAAUAAGAAUUACAAAGAACUCAUUCAACAGACUAUCACUCCAGCCACGUACCACAUUGCCUUUGGGCCUGUGAUAGAUGGAGACGUGAUUCCAGAUGACCCUCAGAUUCUAAUGGAGCAAGGGGAAUUCCUUAACUAUGAUAUAAUGCUGGGUGUGAAUCAAGGGGAAGGUUUAAAAUUUGUGGAUGGAAUUGUAGACAAUGAAGAUGGUGUUUCUCCCAAUGAUUUUGACUUUUCCGUCUCCAAUUUUGUGGACAAUCUGUAUGGUUAUCCAGAAGGGAAGGACACACUGCGAGAGACCAUUAAAUUCAUGUACACUGACUGGGCAGACAAAGAAAACCCUGAAACGAGGAGGAAGACCCUGGUUGCUCUUUUCACAGACCACCAGUGGGUUGCUCCAGCUGUUGCCACGGCUGACCUGCAUGCCCAGUAUGGAUCUCCAACAUAUUUCUAUGCAUUUUAUCACCACUGCCAAAGUGAAAUGAAACCCAGCUGGGCUGAUUCAGCUCAUGGUGAUGAAGUCCCUUAUGUGUUUGGGAUUCCUAUGAUUGGUCCCACAGAACUGUUCAACUGCAACUUUUCCAAGAAUGAUGUCAUGCUCAGUGCAGUGGUUAUGACAUACUGGACUAACUUUGCCAAAACUGGAGAUCCAAACCAGCCUGUUCCACAGGACACAAAGUUCAUCCACACAAAACCCAACCGCUUUGAAGAAGUGGCCUGGUCCAAAUACAAUCCUAAAGACCAACUUUAUUUACAUAUUGGCCUGAAACCCCGAGUUCGUGAUCACUAUCGAGCGACAAAAGUGGCUUUCUGGUUGGAGCUUGUACCACACCUUCACAACCUGAAUGAAAUAUUUCAGUAUGUUUCCACAACAACUAAAGUCCCACCUCCUGACAUGACCUCAUUUCCGUACGUGACCCGACGUUCUCCUGGGAAAUUAUGGCCAGCCACCAAACGCCCAGCAAUGACACCCGCCAACAAUCCCAAACAUUCAAAGGACACCCAUAAAACAGCUCCAGAGGAUACGACAGUUCUGAUAGAAAACAAGAGAGAUUACUCCACAGAGCUGAGUGUCACCAUUGCUGUGGGGGCCUCCUUGCUGUUCCUCAAUAUUUUAGCUUUUGCUGCAUUGUAUUACAAGAAGGACAAGCGGCGUCAUGAGACUCACAGGCGCCCCAGCCCCCAGAGGAACACCACCAACGACAUAGCACACAUACAAAAUGAAGAGAUCAUGUCCUUGCAGAUGAAGCAGCUAGAACAUGACCACGAGUGUGAAUCGCUGCAGGCCCAUGACACGCUGAGACUCACCUGUCCUCCUGACUACACACUCACUUUGAGAAGGUCCCCAGAUGACAUCCCGCUAAUGACACCCAACACCAUAACCAUGAUUCCAAAUACAUUAACAGGAAUGCAGCCUUUGCAUACUUUCAACACCUUCAGUGGAGGACAAAACAGUACAAAUUUGCCCCAUGGACAUUCAACCACUAGGGUAUAGCUCAGCCCUUCCCCAUCUACCCUCACAAGCCGCUUGGAAGAAAGAAAAAAA